Messenger RNA from Trematosphaeria pertusa, 2037 nucleotides. RefSeq lists its product as uncharacterized. The record is from RefSeq and is a predicted model, not a curated record. Lineage: Eukaryota; Fungi; Ascomycota; Dothideomycetes; Pleosporales; Trematosphaeriaceae. Bases 184 to 2016 code for a protein of 610 amino acids. The transcript is spliced from 4 exons.
GUCGCAGUCCCGGCCCCAGGUCCUGCAAAGCCUCCAUGUUGCCGGCGGCGCGCAGUCUGGAUGCCUUAGUAUAAGGAUCAGUGAGGGGAGCGACUUGUGGGAGGGGGUUCGAGGAUACAAGGCUCUCAGCUUUUUGCUCUUCAAGUUCCCGUCGAGUUGCUGGUGCAACUACCCGUUUUCAAAAUGGCGUUGGGAGCUCUCUUGUAUUCGUUCGUUCUGGCCUCGUGCCUGAGCUUUGUAGCUGCUACUCCCUCGCCGAUGGACCUUGCUGUCCGCACGUACAAUGCCCCGGGCAGUACUGUUGAGGAUACAUACCGAGCUAUUCGGAGAGGCCUUGCCGCCGCGAAGCUUGAGAAGAGAACGGACUUGAAGGGAAACACCACCCUGGAUCGGAGCUGGGACGGCGCAGUGCUGCUGAAAUUCGGCUUAUCUCAAGACAUCCCCACGAACAGCAACAAUGCCACUGCUUCUGUCUCAGAAAGCGUCGAAAUCAUCUGCACGACAUGCUACGUCAAGGGCCUUGCGAGGGCGGAGCUCAACAUCCCUGAUAACUUCAAUGCUAGUGAUGCUCUCGAAAACACCGUCGACGUGGUGGCAGACGAGGUAGGCAACUUCACUGAAGAAGUCCUGGACUAUUUUGGAAACUACACGGAGUCAGUUAUCGGCAAUCUUGCCGAUGGAUUCGACGUCAGAGACUUCGCCAUGCCCACCUUCAACUACUCCUUCGACGUCGAUAUCCCAGAUAUUCCUGAGUGCACGCUCAACUUCCAGUUUGAUGGCAUGGAGCUGUACUUGGAACUGGAAACUAUUCUUGGUAUGGGCGCCAAGUAUGAGCUCAAUUUGUUCACGAGCAACACGCCAAUUGGCAUCGGAGUCGGAAACAGUCUCAUGCUCGGCGUCGUGUUCAAGGUCGAUUUGAUCCUUAGUGUGGACGGAACCAUCGAUAUCAGCAGCGGCUUCCACAUCAAGCUAGACGACGGUAUCACAAUCGACAUUGCACUCUUCGGCCAGAAUGUUUCCAACCUGGAAUUCCCCGGCGGCAAAUUCGAGUUCCUCCCCGUAACCAUCGAAUCCGCCGGCGUUGUCAUGAGCGCCGUGCUGCGCAUCGGCAUACACUCCGGGCUUGUCCUCUCCACGCCUCAAAUCGGUCCACACUUUACUAUCUUCAACCAAGAAGUUGGCUUCCCCCAGAUGAGUGGCGGCAUUGAAGUGGGCGUCUACGCCAACAUCGCGGAGUUCACUACGAACGUGACGCUGGUCCCCGACGACCCAGGGUGCGAACUCAAGGUAGUGCAGGAGUACCAGCUUGCACUGGGCGCUACAGCAGGUGCGAGCGUUGCGAUCGAUACGCAUACGUGGGGUCCCGUGGCCGAGACAAGUAUCCCUGUCUUUAAGACGGAACUGGCGGAGGCCUGUGCGAUUAAGGGGACGCCUACACAGAGGAAUGUUGGGUCGACGAUUACAGCUGGAGCGAGGAAGAGACAGGAUCUCGAGACCACGGUCAUUAGUACGGAGAUUACACAUACGGGUGUAGCAUGCAUGUCAACGGUUGUCGGCAACUGCCCGGCGUCCCUCCAGUCGACAACGAGGACUGUCGAGACGCGGACACUUACCACUGCGGUUCCGUCGGGUGAGGAAGCGACGUUCCCGCAGAGUGUGCAAGAUAUGGUCACCAACACCGUGGCUUUCGGUACUGGCGUUAAGGACAUUGUGUCAACGUCUGGUAGCCCAACGAGCUACACACCGCCAGCUACACCGGGAGCGGGCGGCAAUGGUGUCGGCAAAGCACUUGACGGCAAAGUUGGAGGCGUGAGUAAGAAGGUUAUCAUUGGCGUGAGUGUAGGUCUUGGUGCGCCGGUCAUCGCGGCAGUGAUUGUUGGAUUCUUAAUGUGGCGCAGACGCAAGAGGUACUCCGCUGUUCCUCAGGGCACUACUCCGCUUAUGGUUGCCGAACCAUACAGUUCCCAGGCGAAGACUAAAACGGGUGUUAGCGUCACGGAGGUUCCUCGUCGUUGAUGUUGGUACGUAUGACGAAUG